GGACGUGCGCUCCGAAACUUUAGAACGGCUUCGUGAAAUAAUUAAAUUAUCGAAAAUUAAUCUAUAACAAACUUGCACGUGAUUGCAUGUGUUUGUGGCGUUGAGUGAUUGGAUAAUUUCUUGGCAAAGUUUAAUUUGUGUUAUAAAAUUAAUAGUGAUUUUUUAAGUACGUAUAAAGUUUUAGUGUUCUCAUAAAUAUGGGAGAGUUUUUGUGAGUAAUUUAAUUUUGUGUUAGAGGUUUCGAAACGCUACAUAAAAAUAAGAAAACCUGAGUCUGAUUUGUUUACACAUUACCUAUGUAUCGAGGCAAGUGUAGCGAGCAGGAAUGCCCUGUAACGAAGAAAUGACCAAUAUCAUAGCAAAAUGGCUCACAAAUGUUGGAAAACAUGGAUGAAAACAUUCAUAGUGUGCAUUGUACUAUUAUCCUUCACAAUUGCCGACUUUACAACAGAAUGUCAGAGGCCUUGCGACUGUAGAUGGCAAUCGGGAAACAAAGCCGCAAUUUGCUCAAACUCAAGCCUGAAGGUCGUGCCGGCCAAUCUCAGUAAUGACGUACAAAUCUUAGAUCUCUCGAACAAUAACUUACACCAGUUACCCCAAGAGGCUUUUAAGAGGGUAGGCCUAAGUAAUUUGAAGAAGUUGUUUUUAAGAGAUUGUAAUAUAGAAAUAAUACAUAAGGCAGCCUUCUUAUCUUUAGCGAUAAUGAUAGAAUUAGAUAUGUCAAAAAAUUACAUUAGAUAUUUACACCCUGACACUUUUAAAGGUACUGAAAAAUUGAGAUUGAUAAAUUUAAACAAUAAUUAUAUUGAUAAGUUAGAGGAAGGUCUGUUCAGAAACUUGAAGUUCCUUCAGAAAGUCGAAAUGAGUAACAAUAGGAUAGUUCGAAUAAGCACGAAAGCUUUCAUAAACUUGCCACAGUUAAAGAUACUACGUUUCGAUGGUAAUAACUUAAAUCACAUGAAACCGGAAACUUUAAGUUCGCUGAGAAAUUUAUCCGGCUUGGAUCUGCAUAAUAAUCCUUGGAGAUGCGACUGUAAUUUACAAUCUUUCAGAGAUUGGGUUAUAAGUCAUAAUUUGUACACACCACCGACGUCGUGUGCUGAACCCGCUUCGAUCCGUGAUAAACUUUGGAACGAACUAGAUUCAUCGAACUUUGCCUGUCGACCGACAAUAUUAGAACCACUUCCUGACUCAACGAUCAAAAGUUACGAUGAUAAUGUUACUCUCACUUGUAAAGUCGUUGGAAAUCCACCACCGGAUGUCACUUGGCGUUUUAAUGGAAAACUAAUAGAAAUUAAAUCGUUUAGUGAAAUUAGAUAUUCUCUUGUAGAAAAUACUAUGGAUUUAAUAAGAUGGGUUAAUCUGACUAUAAUACAUUCCCGUUAUAGUGAUAGAGGGAAUUACACUUGUGUCGCUGAGAAUCCUGGAGGAAGAGAUGAGAAAACUAUAAUUCUGGUUCUAUCAAAGUAUGCAGGAGCUGGCACUAUAGCUGGCAUGGAUAUAGAUACAUUUGCAAUACUUAUAGGUUGUCUAACAGCUAUUGUGAUAAUAUUCGGAGCGGUGAUAGCAGUUUGCUUGCUAACUUCACAAAAUUCGGAAAUGAAAAGAUUAAUCAAAACUGACACACGAUCCUCUAAUGGCGAAGCUCUUAUUGAAGGAUCAGUGGCUUCUGAACCAGAGAAAGGAAUAAAAUCUGAAGUAAAUCCAAUUACAAAACCAGCUAGAAAAUGUGAAGAAGUACCAUCUCUUACAAGUGAUGCAACAGAGAUGUCAGAACUUAACAAAACUUUGCUCGAGAAUGAAUCUGUCUUAGCGUCCUAUGAAGAAAACAUGAAUCGACGUCAUCAAGUAGAAAUGCCAAAUCGGUCUAAGGAAAUCUUACUAGAUCGUCUAACUCAAGAACACCAAGCAUAUCCUCCUGAUCUUCUAUCAUUCCCUCUCAGAAACAGCAAUCAAGUUUCACCAUCAAAUAUUAUACAAGACAAGCAAAUAAAUCAAAAACAUAUUAGAAGUCCAAUCAAAUCUCCUAACUUCGAAACCGACUUCAAUCCUAUCAUGUACAACACUCUUCAGAGUGCUAAUUCAAACCAAAGUACGAUACCACUAAUCAACCCGAAAGGAUACGUCACCUUACCAAGAAGACCAAGGAUGAGUUAUCCAGACAGUCGUCAAGCAUUCACAAAUCUGAACGGUGUUAUACCAUAUUACGACAGCUUUAAUAUGAAACUCUUCGGAAAUGGGAACUACUACAGCUUAAACAAGAGUGAGAUUGAUUUAGGUCCAGUCAGUAAAUACUCUAUGCAUGAUGAUUUAGAUGAGUCUGAACCUGCACCUUCACCAGCUCCUGGUACACCUCACGCGACAAUACCUAGAAAUAGUCUAAGCUCACCGAACAUUAAUAACCAGUUACAAAGUUUACAAGCCAUGUCUAUCGCAUCAAGACAACAGAAACCACUCAAAGUGACUCUAGCUGACAAUGAUAGUUUCAUUAAGAAUCCUAUAAAAGAUCGAGCAACUUACAGUGUUAAUGUUGUAAGUGGAUCUUUAGGUAGAACGAAGACUGUUCCUAACCAAAUACAAACCAAGAAAAGGCAUUCAACAGAAAUCAAGGAAAUAUUAAAUGCGGUGGAGAACGCUACACAAGUUUAAAUUGUUGAAAACAUUUAAAAAGUAAAAACAAGUUUUAAAUAAAUGUUCAAAUUCAACCAAGAUUGUUUCGUGUUUAUGGAAAAAUUUAUUCGAAAAAAGAAGAAGAAGUUUUUUAUUCUGAUAAUCUGAAGUCGGGCAGUAGUUUUUAACGUUCCUGGAUAUGUUUUUAAAAACAUUAUUUACUUAGAUCCAUUAAUUCAGAAAUGAAAUUAUAAUUAAAUAUAACAUGUUAACAAUAAUAACGAAUAGAAUUAAUAGAUAUUUAAUGGAUAAUAAGUUUUUAAAUACAGUAACUACUAAGAGCGGGUGCACACCUUU
Papilio polytes (common Mormon) is the source of this 2967-nucleotide messenger RNA. RefSeq lists its product as uncharacterized. Gene Ontology annotation, molecular function: protein binding. The transcript has 4 exons. Lineage: Eukaryota; Metazoa; Arthropoda; Insecta; Lepidoptera; Papilionidae. The record is from RefSeq and is a predicted model, not a curated record. The coding region runs from base 364 to 2649 and encodes 761 amino acids.